AUGUUUUCUGCCACGUCAUCAUCUUCUUCGAUGCCCCCUUCUUCCUAUAAUUCAUAUGAGAAGCUGCCACGUCAUCACCUCCAUCGUCCGGGGAACAACUCAUUCUAUAUUCCGCUUCAUACUCUUAACUAUUUUCAAUGUGUUAUCCUUCUCUACUUUUUUGUUUUUACUGUUUACUACCACGAUCGUUAUGGAGGGAAAAUUGAAAAUGUUCAAAUCACUUCGGCAGUUUUUGAUUCGAAUUCCAAAGAACUCAUACUCAUUUUUCUAUUUGAUUCUCCUCACACACCGAGAGAACUAUUUUUGGGAUUCGGAUCGAGUGAUGCAGAAACAUUGAGAAAUGAGACGCAGAUUGAAUUGAAACCACCGCCCGGAUUCGCAUCGAAUCGACAGAUUUUUAUGUGGUCUUCAAUUGAAAACGAAAAACCAGAAUCUCUUACCGUAAAUGCUGAACAUCCAAAAUCGUUACUUCUCAGGGAUCACACGGGUCAUCCAUUUUUAGAGUUAUCACUUCAAGAACCAUAUUCUGACUUUCGAGAUGUUGUUAGCUGUUUCAGUCCGAUAUCUGGCGAUUUUGAAAUGGUUUUAACAUCAUUAACUUCGUCAAUAGCAAUGGGUUCAUUCGUGAGCAUUCCAUAUGAAGAACUUACCGGAGAGCUUUAUAAAUUUUUACGGAUAUUUGAGAAAUCUGGGAAUCUCCGACUAACAGCGUUUCCGUUGAUUCGUCAUGAACCACAUCUAGAUUCAACGGAAAACUAUUAUUCGAAAAUGCUGAAACUCAAAACGGAUGUGGCAUUUUUACAUUGUUGGCUGAUGCAUAAAAACCGAGCUAAAUUCAUGGUCUUCCAAAAUUCGGCAGAAAUAGUUCUUCCACUUUCGACAACAUUGGAGAAUCCUGUUUAUAUUUCUGAAUUCACCACGAUGUUCGAAGCACAUCGUGUCGACGGAUAUUCAAUUUUGGAAUAUAAUGCGAGGAUAACAACUGAUAAAAGAUUGGGAGACUUUCUAGAUUUCUCAAUACGACAAGCUAUCGAAUCUUCAAAAAUUGAAGAAUUGAAUGGAAACUCAAGAGCAUUGGUUAUGAAAAUGCACCCCUCAAACUCUCAGAAUCUCUAUCAACGCGGGAAAAUGUAUCCGUUUUUCAAAAAUGUUCCAUCUCCUCCAAAAGUAAUUCCAAAGAAAACAGUGAACAAAAUCAACAGGAUAAUUGAAAUAAUCGAAGAGAAUGACGCUUUUUGGACACUUAUCAAAGAAUGUUCGGAAAAUUCAAAAGUGUGGAAAUGUUCAUCCGGUAAAUGUGUCAGGCCCUCAUUGAGGCAUCAAUCGCUUCAUGGAUGGUAUUCGUAUGAUAUUCAUUUUUCAAUAUUUUUUAAUGUCGAAAGUUUUGAUUGUCCGGAUUGA
Messenger RNA from Caenorhabditis briggsae, 1401 nucleotides. The record is from RefSeq and is a predicted model, not a curated record. Lineage: Eukaryota; Metazoa; Nematoda; Chromadorea; Rhabditida; Rhabditidae. Bases 1 to 1401 code for a protein of 466 amino acids. The transcript is spliced from 5 exons.